AUGGAAAUUCGCACCAUUUCACCAGAAGAUGUCAAAAGCGUAGCCACAAACACUGCGCAAUCGAUACCAAUUGAUGAGAUCGAUAGUACUUUCAAGUCCCAAUACACUGAUCUCAUAUCUGCACCACUUGGCUCCAAAGUCCUCUCUUUCAGUGAUGAAUACUUCGCUGCAGCCGAGAAUCUCAUAACGCCGACUCCAGCAGUCCGUAAACCUGGUGUCUUCGUACAUACGGGAGCUUGGUAUGACGGUUGGGAAACCCGACGUCACAACACCGAACCCGCCGACUGGGUGGUACUGAGACUGGGUACCGCCAGCGGAAAAGUAGCAGGUGUAGAAAUCGACACGGCACACUUCAACGGAAAUCAUGCACCAGAAAUUGCCGUCGAGGGUGCUUUUAUCACGGAUGAGAAGGAGGAAGAAGAGGUGAAGAAGCCAAGCUACCAGGGUUGGGAGACGAUUCUGUCAAAGCAGGAGUGUGGACCUAGCCAACGGCACGGAUGGAAGCUGGCAAACAUUACGGAAAAAGCGUACACCCACGUCCGGCUCCUCAUGUACCCCGACGGUGGCAUUGCGCGUUUCCGCCUCUACGGUGUCGCCGUGCCCGUGUUCCCCCAAUCCGCAGAUGCCAUCUUCGAGCUCUCAGCAACAGUCAUGGGAGGCGUCGCAACAGCGUGCUCCGACCAACAUUUCGGCACAAAAGACAACCUCCUCCUCCCCGGUCGCGGGAAAGACAUGGGUGACGGCUGGGAAACGAAGCGCACGCGUGGCGAACACGUCGACUGGACGAUUGUCAGGCUAGGCGCAAAGGGUGAGAUUGACCACGUUGUCGUGGACACUGCGCACUUUAGGGGCAACUUCCCGCAAAAGGUGCAGGUCUUUGCUGGAAGCUUUGAGAAGGAUCCGGCUCAUGAUGAUAAGGAGUGGGUUGAGGUUUUGGAGCCGCAAAAGACGGGUCCGGAUAAGGAGCAUGAGUAUAAGGCUGAGCUGAAGGAGGUGGCUGGCAGGGGCUACACGCAUGCGAAGUUGGUGAUUAUCCCGGAUGGAGGUGUGAAGCGGUUCCGAGUUUUCGGAAAGAGGGUUAUGGAGGAAGAGUACGCUUUUAAUAUGGAGAAGGUCUCGCCGAUAUGGAUCAUCACGGCACUUUGUGUUGUGCCGUUCGGCAUGUAUCAACUGCUCAACCUUCUUAGCCCGUUGAUGCAGCGGUUGACGGCUAUGAAGAUCUCAGCGAUAUACAUCUACCCCAUCAAGUCGCUGCGAGCUGUCAAGGUCACCGAAGCCGUUGCCACCACUCAUGGUUUCAAGCACGACCGCUCCUUCAUGCUCCUCCAAAGAACCGAAGAAGGCUACAAAAACAUGGCCGUAGCCAAAUACCCCGAAAUGACGCAAUUCCUCCAAGAAAUGUCCAGUGACACCAUCACCAUCCGAUACAUCGCAUACGGCGACUCAUCAAAAGCAACAUCAAUUCAAAUCCCACUAGAACCCGACGCAGAUAAGCUAUCCCCCAUCAAUAUCGAAAUGCACUCCAGCCCCACCUCCGCCUUCCUAAUGCCCCAAAAGUACAACGACUGGUUCACAUCCUGUUUCGGCUACCCAGUCAUCUUCGUCUACUUAGGCACCAACCGACGCACCGUCCAAUUCCAAGACAUGCAACCCGCGGAACCCUCGCCACUAACCCGUUUUCUCUCCAAAUACGUCCCGUUUACUACUUCGUACGUCGAGAAAGCGAUGGGCCUGCACAAGCCCUCAGCAGCCGAAUCCUGGAAGAUCACUUUCGCAGACUGCGCCCCAUAUCUCUUCUGCUCGCAAACGAGUCUCGAUGAUGUUUCCUCCCGACUACCAGAAGGUAUGGCCAUGGACAUCGAAAAGUUCCGUCCUAAUAUCGUGGUGGAGGGCGCGUAUGAACCGUACGAAGAAGAUUACUGGGGUAAAGUCACGGUGAAAGGGAGUACGGAGAUCUUGCUUCCGCAUAACUGUGUGAGGUGCAAGAGUAUUAAUAUUGACUACAAGACGGGGAAACCGGGGGAGGGGCCGAGUGGAGAGGUGCUGAAAAGGCUGCAGAAGGAUCGCAGGAUUGAUGUUGGGGCGAAGUGGAGUCCGGUGUUUGGACGGUAUGGGUUUUGGGGGAAGGGCAGGGAAGAGGUGUGGAGGGUGGGGGAUCGGGUUAAUGUUGCCAAGGUUAAUGAUGGGCCGACUGUUUGGAGUUGGCCUGGUGUCGGAUAG
Messenger RNA from Alternaria triticimaculans, 2220 nucleotides. RefSeq lists its product as uncharacterized. Gene Ontology annotation, biological process: allantoin catabolic process. Gene Ontology annotation, molecular function: molybdenum ion binding; allantoicase activity; pyridoxal phosphate binding. The transcript has 6 exons. Lineage: Eukaryota; Fungi; Ascomycota; Dothideomycetes; Pleosporales; Pleosporaceae. The record is from RefSeq and is a predicted model, not a curated record. Bases 1 to 2220 code for a protein of 739 amino acids.